AUGGGAGUAUGGACGUUUUUGUUGUUCUUAAUAAUACUACUCAAGAGUGAUGUUGCAUGUUCUAAUUACUUGAUUGGUCUUGGAAGCUAUGAUAUUACUGGUCCUGCUGCUGAUGUUAACAUGAUGGGGUAUGCUAACACAGAACAGAUUGCAUCCGGGGUUCACUUCCGGUUAAGGGCUCGCGCUUUUAUUGUCGGUGAGCCUAAGGGUAACAGGCUAGUGUUUGUUAAUCUUGAUGCUUGCAUGGGUUCACAGCUUGUUACUAUCAAAGUACUUGAGAGACUUAAAGCAAGAUAUGGUGACAUAUAUACAGAAAAUAAUGUAGCUAUUAGUGGAAUUCACACGCAUGCUGGUCCCGGGGGUUAUCUCCAGUAUGUUGUGUAUAUCGUAACAUCUCUUGGAUUCGUUCGCCAGUCAUUUGAUGUUCUUGUCGAUGGCAUUGAGAAAAGCAUUGUUCAGGCCCAUGAAAAUCUCCGCCCAGGAUCAAUUUUUGUCAAUAAGGGUGAAAUUUUAGAUGCUGGUGUUAAUCGCAGUCCUAGUGGUUAUCUCAACAAUCCUGCUGAAGAGAGAAGCAAAUAUAAAUAUAAUGUCGAUAAAGAAAUGUCUCUUUUAAAGUUUGUUGAUGAUGAGUGGGGUCCUGUGGGAAGUUUCAAUUGGUUUGCUACUCAUGGAACUUCAAUGAGUCGUACAAACUCAUUAGUUAGCGGGGAUAAUAAGGGUGCUGCUGCGCGAUUUAUGGAAGACUGGUUUGAGCAAAAAGGUUCUGUGAGAAAAGAUUCUGUUGGAUUUGAAGAUGACAGCUUACCUCGAAGAAUUUCAAACAUCAUUCCCAGUCUUAAUAAUAAUCACCAUGAAUUACUGGAACUUGCUGCCUCGUUCCAAUCUCCUCCUGGUAGACCAGCAACCAAAACUUCGAGUGUUGCUAGACGUGUGAGAGGUGUUCUUAGGCAGGACGGCAAACCUAGAUUUGUAUCUGCAUUUUGUCAAUCCAAUUGCGGUGAUGUUAGUCCAAACGUACUUGGAGCCUUUUGUACAGACACUGGACUACCUUGUGACUUCAAUCACAGCACAUGUGGAGGGAAGAACGAGCUAUGCUACGGCAAAGGACCCGGUUACCCCGAUGAAUUUGAAAGUACACGUAUUAUAGGGGAGAGACAGUUUAAAAGAGCAGUGGAGUUGUUUAACGGAGCAUCCGAACAGAUUAAAGGAAAGGUGGAUUUUCGACAUGUGUACUUAGAUUUCUCCAAGCUCGAGGUAAAUGUUUCUAUCGCAGGAGCUUCUAAGAUAGUAAAGACAUGCCCUGCUGCAAUGGGAUUUGGAUUUGCUGCUGGAACAACUGAUGGACCUGGAGCAUUUGAUUUUAAGCAAGGUGAUGAUCAGGGGAAUCCUUUCUGGAAACUGGUCCGCAACGUACUGAAAACGCCAGACAAGGAACAAAUAGACUGUCAGUAUCCAAAGCCUAUUUUGCUCGAUACCGGUGAAAUGAAGCUUCCAUAUGAUUGGGCUCCUUCAAUACUUCCACUCCAGAUCCUUCGAAUUGGACAGUUUGUUAUUCUUAGUGUACCAGGAGAAUUUACAACAAUGGCUGGGAGACGGCUUCGUGAUGCAGUGAAGACAGUGCUAAGUGGUGACAAAAGCUUUGGUAGCAACGUUCAUGUUGUUAUAGCAGGGUUGACCAAUACUUAUUCACAGUAUGUGACCACAUUCGAGGAGUACGAGGUGCAAAGAUACGAGGGUGCUUCGACGCUUUUUGGUCCCCACACUUUGACUGCAUACAUUCAGGAGUUCAAGAAGUAG
Lathyrus sativus (Indian pea) is the source of this 1797-nucleotide messenger RNA. The record is from the annotation of a GenBank genome assembly. Lineage: Eukaryota; Viridiplantae; Streptophyta; Magnoliopsida; Fabales; Fabaceae.